AAGAGAUGGAAAAGAAAUGAAGAAGGUGACGAUGAAGAAUCCGGAGAAAAAAGAAAUACGAAGAACUGUAUCAUUAUGCAAGAAGAAGGGACUGAAAAUGAGGAGAGUGAGGUAAUGGAAAGAAAGGCGGGGGAAGAGGGAACUGCAAAAGCAAUCGAUUUCUUUAUUAUUUGAUCAACGAUUGAGUCAUUUUUAGAUUGAGGUAAGGAAAUGGAUCAGAGGAAAAGAAAAUGAAAGAAAAGGGAAGAAUUAUUAGUACAAUGAAACUACAAAUAAAUUAAAGUUGAAGAAAAGAAGACGAAGAGAUGAGGAGUGGAGUGGCCGAUGGCGAUUCGAAAAAGAAAGAAAACCAAGCAGAAAUGUGGAGGAGGAAAAGUGCGCGAAUCGACGAAAAGCUUGCUUAUUGCCACUGUCUGGCGCCUCCACAAAUCAAUGGAUCUCACAGGAUGAAAACGGGUUUACAGUCAGCGUCUGCGUCUCAACGGCACUCGAGACGAUGAAGAAGGGCACCUCUUCUACUACUUCCUCUCGAGAAAAUGAAUAAGAGAGAGGGGGGGAGAGAGAGAGGGUACCAUUGUCCGAAGACGUCGCUACCAUCAGACUUUUACCGAAUUCCAACAAUCACCGACAAACCAUCAGAGACCACCACCACCACCACCCAAAAAAAAUGUG
Molecule: messenger RNA, 672 nt
Organism: Caenorhabditis elegans
Lineage: Eukaryota; Metazoa; Nematoda; Chromadorea; Rhabditida; Rhabditidae
Source: the annotation of a RefSeq genome assembly